Molecule: messenger RNA, 1683 nt
Organism: Peniophora sp. CBMAI 1063
Lineage: Eukaryota; Fungi; Basidiomycota; Agaricomycetes; Russulales; Peniophoraceae
Source: the annotation of a GenBank genome assembly
AUGUCUGAACAGGAUGUUGCAACAUAUCGUCGCACAGGGCUACUCGAUCUACCAAUAGAACUACUCUCGGACAUAUCGUCGCUGCUCAGUCAUCAAGGAAUUCUCCGCCUAGCCUCCACGUGUCGAAGGCUUCAAGAAACUUACAAAGCCUCGAAAGCGCUUCGAUAUAUCGUGGAACUCGGGGCAGCUGGACUAGUCGACGGUUCACAUACAUGUCCAUUGACGCUCUCGGAACGGCGCGGCGUCUUCCAUGCGCGUCGUGCAGCUUGGCGGAAGUUCCAGCCUGAACGGCAGACGAUGGCUGAAUUUCCGGAUGUAUGGCUAGCAUUCGAUCUUGCCGGAGGCGUGUACGCACAUUACACCAUCUCUCGCUCUCCUCAGCUGGUCCUUCAUUGGCUGCCAUCUCGAGCUUUCGAAGAGCGACGCGUCGAGGUGGAUAAGAUGGAUAUACUUGUGAAGGAUCUUGCUAUGGAUCCCUCUCAGGACUUGAUUGUCUUUCUUGAGGGACAUAGCUUACCGCAUGGCGCGAUCUUCGAUGACGAGCCCGUUGGGACUGAUAUUUCAGGCAACCUUAGGCUGCAUCUGCGAUCUCUCCAGUCCCAGGGCCAAGCUCCCCAUGAACUUGCGGCGGGUAGCGGAACUCUGAACGAUGUAUGUCCAGUGCACUGGGCAGAGGUCAUCGAGGUCUUCCUUGUGAACGAUAUACUGGCUGUCUUCAUUGGCCAAGAAAGACCCGUCCUCCGCAUAUGGAACUGGAAGUCCGGAAGACUGCUAGUCAGUCUUGAUCCCGAAGACUUCGUCGCCGAGCAGUUCAUGACAGCCCACUUCGCAUUCAUAUCCGAUCGUGCAUUCGUGCUCACGAAAACCGGAUCGGAGGCGCGAGGUCCCAUCUCUAUCCAUCUCAUUGCCCUCAACCACUGUACUUCCUCCACACAUGGUCGCACGCUGUUACGCGACUCUGUGCGCUUGUUUCUCCCACGUCCUCAUUACGACCGGCGUGUCCCGUACAUUCUCACGAAAACGGGCUCCUUUGCACUUCCCGAACCGGCGCGACAGAUUCAUAAUGCUGCACCGACAUCGCGCAUGCACAUAUUCCUCAUCCAAGCACAACACGACGCCUUUCCACUAUCCAAUGCGCCUGAUGUCGCUGUCAUGGUCGCGGUGAAGACAUCAACCUUGAUACGUCUUCUUGACCGCCCGUCAGAGGCGCCCAGAGAACUGCCUUGGAUUACCUGGGGUCCAGGGAAUACCCGAAUAGUAGAACAUGGUGAAGCAGACGGUUUGAGCGAGCGCGCUGUGUUCGGAUCACGCGUGGUAUUCAGCACGCAGUACGCGGAGGCGCCUAUGACCACGGAACCCUGGGUACACUUUCUACUCGAUUUCCAUAUCCCGACCUGUCCCGAUGACGACGGGGUCGAAGUGCCGCAUGAAGACAGUUUGGCGGAACGUACGCAGUUGGUAGGAUGUGCCGAGCGCACUUUCGACUUGGGGUUGCGCCCAGAAGGCCCCUGGUGGUGGACGGCGGAAGACCACACAGUGGACCAACUCCCCUGUCUCUGCACACGGCUGCGAACGACGUCCUUUGGUCUCGGCGAUGAGGUUCUCAUGGACGACGAGCGUUUCAUCAGACGGCGGACAUUCCCCGAUUCGGAGAUGGAGCAGACUACGACUUUCAGGUUCUAA